Molecule: messenger RNA, 1220 nt
Organism: Parathielavia appendiculata
Lineage: Eukaryota; Fungi; Ascomycota; Sordariomycetes; Sordariales; Chaetomiaceae
Product: t-SNARE
Exons: 2
Coding region: 103-927 (274 amino acids)
Biological process (GO): vesicle fusion; Golgi to vacuole transport; intracellular protein transport
Cellular component (GO): endomembrane system; membrane; SNARE complex
Molecular function (GO): SNAP receptor activity; SNARE binding
Source: RefSeq, a predicted model, not a curated record
CCGAGCAGAACGUCGUCGCUCCCGCUGCACCGCUCGCUACUGCAAUUUUCUGCACAGUCGAUCUCUAAACUGUCACCUGCAGACACCGCCGCCGCCACCACCAUGUCGUUCGAUCAGCUCUCGUCGCUCGAGGCGGGGCGUCGCCGAGGCACGCCGAGCUACACCGAUGAUCCCGAUUUCCAGCGGCUGUCGCAGGACUUGACAAACAAGUUGUUCAAACUCAACGGCAACAACCAGCGCUUGAGCGGGGAGGUUGGGCAUCUGGGGACACGGCGCGACACGCCGCGGGUGCGGGAGCGGGUGCACGAGCUGAUUGAGGAGUCGCGCGACUUGUUCAAAGAGGUUGGCGAGGGGAUCAAAAAGAUCCAAACGUGGGAGGACGUAACACCAACUCAAAAAUACAUGCAACAAAAACUCUCUCGCGAGUUCCAGUCCUCCCUCUCCGAGUUCCAAAACCUCCAACGCCAGGCCCUCGAGAAACAAAAAGCCUCCGUCUCCGCCGCCCGCGCAGCGGUAGACCACGAAGCCGAGGCCAGCGCAGCCACCACCGCCGGCGCCGGCGGCCCGCUCGGCAGCCCGCAGCUUCUCCAGCAGCAGGAGCUGACGCAACUAGCGCCUCAAGACGACGUCGACUUUCAGGAGGCGGUCAUCAUCGAGCGCGAGGAAGAGAUCCGGCGCAUUGAGCAGGGCGUGGGCGACCUCAACGUGCUGUUCCAGCAGGUAGCGCAGAUUGUCACGGAGCAAGGGGACGUGCUCGACACCAUUGAACGCAACGUCGAGACGGUGCGCGACGACACGCGCGGGGCCGACCGCGAGCUACGCAGCGCUGCGCGAUACCAGAAGAAUGCGCGGAGCAAGAUGUGUUGCUUGUUGGUUAUCUUGAUGGUGAUUUUGACGAUCAUCCUGCUGGCGAUCUUUUUGGGGUGAGGCGGGUUCUGUUGUCUGGUUGGCACAGAAUCGUGAUUCUGGGGAGGACGCAAGGUGUAAUGGUAUGUUGUUGUACAGGCUUAAUGAUAUGUUGUUGUACAGGCAGGCGUUCGGAGUUGGCCCGGCGGUCUAUGUCGUUUUCUACGUACAGCCUGAAUCAAAUAUUGUCCCCUCAUGGCGUCUUCUUCCCCUCUUCUCGCGUCGGCAUGACAAACAUCGGCUCCUGGCUCUUGGCUGGAGAGACGAUUUUGGGCAUGGGCAUCAGCCGCGAGAUGAUGCUGGUCAAGGCCGUG